AUGGCCGCCACCGACUACCUCUGGAGCCAGAAUAUGGCAAUGCUUGCGGACCAGCACCUUCAGCCUUAUGCUCAGGCACAUGCAUUCGCACCUUCGGCCGAAAGCACUCCUUGGCUCAGUGUUGGCAUUGCGUCUCCCGCAUCAGUAUCAACGAUGUUUUAUGAGCCUACCGUUGCUCUGCCCAUAGCCUCGACCGAUCCGAAGACAACACUGACUCUUUUUGGAGACCAAUUCGUCUGUCAGAUGCUUGAAGAUAUAUCCGGCACUGGUAUGAGCAGUAAUCUGAAUGUGGGCAACUCCAAUGCAUCACCACCCCAUCCGCCUUCUCGUGCGAUGCCGGGUGAUAAAGCACGCACGAAGAAAUGGGCACCAAAGACGUUCAAUGGAUGUCUUACCUGCAAAUGCAUCAAAUCAAACCUCAAAUGUAAUGGAUAUGCCGCACCUAAGAUCAAGCUAUUUGAUCCAACUGCCUCAUCAACAGCUUCCAGCUCAACGCCCCCGCCCGCGACAAGCCAAGCCCUCGUGUCUGGACAGGAGCCUGCUUCACUUGACGACAGUGAAUGGCAUUCGACUUCGCUAACCGAUCCUCAUCCUCAAGAGCUCGCGCUUGUUCCCAGAUUCGGCACGCAGGAGGAAUCACAAAGCUUCCAGUUCUUCCUCGAAAAAACCUCCGACCUGAUCUCAGUAUACUCGCAGCCAUAUCUAUGGACGGUGCUCCUGCCUCAAGCUACAUGGCAUCAACCCUCUAUCAAGCACUCACUCGUCGCACUUGCUUCGCUACACCGAUACCUCACCACAGUCGGCCCUGCCUCACAGCGAGCAAACCAUAACUUUGUGUUCCACUACAACAGUGCCAUCCGCGCCUUGGUGGCUGACAGACCGUCCAUUGAUGUUGUGCUCGCGGCAUGUGUCAUCUUUUGGGCGCUGGAGAAUUUCAAUGGAGGUGGCCAGGUGGCCAUCGACCAUAUGCAGGCCGCGCUCAAGAUCUUGGGGGAGUGGAAAAGCAAACACCGACCCAAUGACCCCUCCAAAGACUUCAUCAUCAGAUACAUCGAACCAACAAUUCGAGACGGAGUUAAGUUCGCCUCGAAAUGUCGUGUCGAGGAACUGGCUAGCCAGAUGAGUGCACUGUCCCUGACAACACGCGAUGUGAGGAUCAUGAACAUGGAAUACCCUGAAUUCAAUAGCCUGGAGGAUGCAGGCAACUACUUGAACGACUGUAUCGGGGACAUUCUCGCGCUCAAAGAUCAGGCUACGGUACUACUCAGUCCAAGUCCUCGCCUCAUUGAACAGGUAGAAGGGCUCGACGCCCGCCUCUACAAGUGGAUGAAUCUGUUCCAGAGCCUCACGGCCACUGGGCCUGUAUAUACCCGACGCAUGCUCGUUGUGCAUAAUGUCGCUGCAAACAUACUGCUGGACCAACUCAAGACACGAACGCAAUAUGAUAAUACAGGCGACGAAGUGGAGCAGGAGGAGCCGCGUCGCUGUCGAUUUAAUUUCACAGUCCUUGAAGUUGAGGAUAUUCUAAGAUACGACCCACUAGCUACAGUUGAGACGCGAAGGAAGAAACCACCGAGCCUGGGAUUCAUUCCGCCUAUCUUCCUGGUGGCGACCACGGCGCCGAAACCUGAGACUAGGACAAGAGCGAUGAACGUGUUGAGACUGUUGAACGUGACCGAGGGUCCGUGGAAUACAGAUCAUGCGGCGCAAAUAGCGGGACGGAUGCUGGAGAUCGCAGACGAGUGUGCGAUUCCCCCUUCGGCAGUCGAGUUGCGCCAUAUCCAUUUUGGUUUUGACCCAGACCAAAAGGUGCUGAGAAUGCGAUGGGCACCGGAAGACCCGGCGAUGCUGAAUGUGAGCAUGAUCAAGCAGAUCGAUGCUCAUAACAUGAACUGGAGCGAACCGAACGCUAUACCUGAGUUGAUCAAGAGAUUCGGCUAUCAGUUACCACCUUCUACGGCCAGGACACCUCCUUCUGAAUGUUGA
Fonsecaea nubica is the source of this 1986-nucleotide messenger RNA. RefSeq lists its product as hypothetical. The coding region runs from base 1 to 1986 and encodes 661 amino acids. The transcript is spliced from 4 exons. The record is from RefSeq and is a predicted model, not a curated record. Lineage: Eukaryota; Fungi; Ascomycota; Eurotiomycetes; Chaetothyriales; Herpotrichiellaceae.